GCUGUGUGGCUGAGCGAAGUGGAUGACGUCUCUGAAUUUGCGGGCCGCCGACGCAGGGCUGGGUUUCCAUUUUCAUAGCGAGUUUCGGGGGGGAUCGUCAACAUGGAGCAGGAGAUGGAGGACAAAACGGUGGAACUGGUGUGCUCUGUGCCUCGCUCUCUCUGGCUGGGCUGCUCCUCGGUGGCUGAGAGUUUGUGUGCACUCAGGUGCCUGCAGAGCAUCCCCUCCACCCGGGCUCACAACCAGAACACAUCAGGGAUGGAGUCACAGAACCUUGUGGACGAUCUGUCGCCAAAGAAGAAUACAGUUCUCAAGCUUAGUAACGGUCCUGUUGUGGGAUCUCGUAAACGCCCGUCAGAGGGGAACUAUGACAAGGAGAAGGAGCAUUGCAUCGCCCUGUUUGACCAGUGGUCGGAGGCCGAGCAGGUGGAGUUUGUUGAGCGCCUGAUUUCCCGUAUGUGCCACUACCAGCACGGCCACAUCAAUUCCUACCUCAAACCAAUGCUGCAGAGGGAUUUCAUUACUGCGCUGCCAGCCCAAGGCUUGGAUCACAUAGCGGAGAACAUCCUGUCUUUCCUGGAUGCACGCUCGCUGUGUGCAGCAGAGCUGGUAUGUAAGGAGUGGCAGAGGGUCAUCUCUGAGGGUAUGCUGUGGAAGAAGCUCAUUGAACGCAUGGUCCGAACUGAUCCGCUCUGGAAAGGCCUGUCCGAGAGACACCAGUGGGAGAAAUAUCUGUUCAAGAACCGCACCUCAGAAAUCCCACCCAACUCCUACUAUCACUCCCUCUAUCCCAAGAUCAUUCAAGAUAUAGAGACUAUUGAGGCUAAUUGGCGAUGUGGCAGACACAACUUGCAGAGGAUUCAGUGUCGCUCAGAAAACAGUAAAGGGGUUUACUGUCUCCAGUACGAUGACGACAAGAUCAUCAGUGGCCUUAGGGACAAUUCCAUCAAGAUCUGGGAUAAACAGACUCUGGAGUGUCUGAAGAUACUGACCGGUCACACAGGCUCAGUAUUGUGUCUCCAGUAUGAUGAGAGAGUCAUUGUGACCGGGUCUUCUGACUCAACUGUCAGGGUGUGGGAGGUAACGACGGGUGAGGUGCUGAACACAUUGAUCCACCACAAUGAGGCAGUUCUUCAUCUGCGUUUUGCAAAUGGGUUGAUGGUCACCUGCUCCAAGGACCGUUCAAUUGCAGUCUGGGAUAUGGCCUCGCCUACUGACAUCAGUCUACGCCGCGUCCUGGUGGGACAUCGGGCUGCCGUCAAUGUGGUUGACUUUGACGACAAAUACAUUGUGUCUGCCUCAGGGGACCGCACUAUAAAGGUAUGGAGCACCAGCACCUGUGAGUUUGUUCGUACUCUAAAUGGUCACAAGCGGGGAAUUGCCUGUCUACAAUACAGAGAUCGUUUGGUGGUUAGUGGCUCAUCUGACAACACAAUUCGGUUAUGGGACAUAGAGUGCGGGGCAUGCUUGCGAGUGUUGGAAGGUCACGAGGAGUUGGUGCGCUGCAUUCGCUUUGACAACAAAAGGAUUGUCAGCGGCGCCUACGACGGGAAAAUUAAGGUAUGGGACCUGCAGGCAGCCCUGGACCCACGAGCCCCAGCCAGCACAUUAUGUCUGCGCACUCUAGUGGAGCACUCUGGUCGCGUGUUCCGUCUGCAGUUUGAUGAGUUUCAGAUCAUCAGCAGUUCUCACGACGACACCAUUCUGAUAUGGGACUUCCUGAACGUCUCAACCAACGGCCAGUCAGAGGGACGGUCUCCUUCGCGUACCUACACGUAUAUUUCUAGAUAGCAGGUGUCACCAUCAACUGUACCCUUUCUUGGAGGAACCCAGGGCUGAUUGGUUGAUGGGUGCUUCCGUCAUGGAAAGGAGCCCAUCUCUUCUCGUUCCUCCUUGUCAUCUCUCUGUCCAUCUCCCACUCAGACCCCACCACCUCCUCCUCUCUGCCAGUUCUGACAGACUCUAAGCUUGUGCCCAUUGCCUGCCAGUAAAGCGACAUAUACACACACAGGUCAACACUGAUGAGGAUUCCCUACUACAAAACCAAUGCAGCGCUCCCAAGAAGCUCACUUUCUACUACUAAUUUAUGUUUUAUAAAGUACACUAAUGACAGUAUUAACUUAGACCUUAUAUAAGUCACAAGCUUCCCCCCCUUUUUUUUUUUUAAUUUUUUUUUUUUUUUUGUCCCCUUGAUACAAACUUAAAGCAGCUUCUUCUCCUCAGUUUUCAGUCCCAGCCAAAACUGGUUUCCACUGAUAUGGAAUCGCUUAUAGAUAUAUAUUUAUAAAUAUAUAUAUUACAUAGACACACACGCGCACACACAGACACACAUAUGUACACGCACAGUGGCACAGUUGGACAGAGGAUGACCGGAGCUGUGAUGCGGGAGACAGAGACUCUUUACUCAGCUCUAGGAAAGAGGGGAAGGAUGGGAGCUGGAGGGAGUGAAUUGGGGAGGGAGAAGUGUUUGGGAUUGCAUCCCUUCCUCCCUUUCACUCUCUCUUAUGUCUCCCUGUUUCUCUCUUUCUCUCCACCCACCCCACCCUUCCUACGCUCCCUCUCCCCCAACCUCCAGAGAUGCACACUCGUUUGGAAUAUGGGGGUGCGCGCGCAUACACACUCAAAGUUUGCAAGAGUGUGUGUGUGUAUGUGGACUUGUGAAAUGGCAGAACGGAGCAGAAGCGUCACAGACAUGCAUGUGAGGGUGCCUUGGAUACAGCAUCCUGGCACACCUCUGCUCUUUUUUUUUUUUUUUUUUUUUUUUUUUUUUUUUUUUUUUUUUUUUCUUAAACUCUUCUCUUUUCUUUUUUUAUUACUGUUAUUUUCUAAUUUUAUUUGAGUAUUUUUGGUUCUUAGUACAAAAAAAAAAAUCAUACUAAGCGUAGUCCUUUCUUCCCACCCUCUUGCUCUUUCUCUGUCUUCUUCCUCAUUCUUUCUUCUAAUCUUGACCUCUUGUCCAUCUGUCCCUUUCACACCAUCUUUCUCUCCUUACAUCAUCAUCAUCAUCGUGCUUGCUUUGGUUAUGAGAGAAGCUGGAAUUCAAGAGCUCAAAUUUAGCUGUAAACGGAGUUGUCUUGUCAAAAAUUGUGUUGUAUAUUAAAAAUGAUUUUUUAAAGAAGAAAAUGAACUUAUUGUGAAUAAAGUACUUGACAGUGGUGGAGUGUUGAGCCAACUGUAACAUGAAUGAGUGUCUAGUUGUCUAUCUGUUCUCGUCUGUGUGGAUGGUACGUGUGGUGUAUGUGUGUGUUGCACUGCCUCUCCAUCUGACUGAAAGUUCAUUAGGCCUUUAUCUGAAGUAUAUUGUAAACAGGCUAGAUGGGAAGGAAGUAGC
This is a messenger RNA of Pelmatolapia mariae (spotted tilapia), 3331 nucleotides long. It is a transcript of the gene fbxw11a, whose product is annotated as F-box and WD repeat domain containing 11a. Gene Ontology annotation, molecular function: protein dimerization activity. The record is from RefSeq and is a predicted model, not a curated record. The coding region runs from base 103 to 1791 and encodes 562 amino acids. Lineage: Eukaryota; Metazoa; Chordata; Actinopteri; Cichliformes; Cichlidae. The transcript has 14 exons.